AAUAUUUUGCCACAUCCAAAUGUUCCUGCUAACAAAGAAAACAAGAAGCCAGCAAGGAAAUCCUUAUCUUUUGUGGACAUAAGAGAUCCCCCCAGUGGAGAUAUUGAAAAACAAAUUGAAAAAUCUAACCAGAUUAUUCAAGGUCAAGGGGAAGUAGAGUUAUUUCCAGUUAAUUACUUCAAGAGUUUCCCAUUUGUUCUGACCAGUUUACACUUUUCCAGGAUUAGCUUGAUAUGGUGUCAAUUAAUUACCCAAGUGGAAAAAAGUCUGUGCUUGUUGUAUCUCCUUCACACAAAGUUGUAUGUAAAGCCAUAUUGGACAACAAAAAUGUAGACAAGACUAUUGUGAACACUUUAUGUCAGCAAAAUCCCAACAUUGUGGUGAAUGCAGUGACUAAAAUAAUAGAGGAUGAGUGUAGCAAAAUCUGUCAUCGAGGGUCUGGUUCAUUUCUUCAAAAAAAAGAAUAUGAAGAUUUCAUUAACUUUCAGUGGGAAAAUCUGAGUAAAGAUCUUCAGAACAGAUGUCCUCAUACUCUCUCUAUUAUAUCAUCCAUGGUGCAAAAUCCACCCCCAGGGAUUCUCAGCAAACCCUUCUUUCAUGUGAUGCUCUCCAGUGCUAUAUGUUUGCAUGGAAGAAAUCAAGAGAUGUCUGCUUUGCACUACAUAACAGCCUUUAUCCUUGCUCGUGGUGGUUGUACUCAAAGAACCAUUGAAUCACUUUGUAAAGCUGGACUAUGUGUUCAUCCCCAGACACUUCACAAUAAACUGACAAGUUGGCAGGAUAAGUUGGAUGAAGAACUCAAAAUCCUAAAGAUAAAAUGGACCAACAAGGAAGAGGUUGCCAAAAAAUUCCAGUUGGUGGGUGACAAUUGGGACAAGGACAUUCUCCCUUCUUAUCGAACCAGUGAGAGAAAAACAGAGAGUCUCCAUUUGUUCCAAAUCUAUGCCAUUGUUGACAGGUACACCACCACCAGUCCAGCGGGGUCAAAUGGAUACGAAGAAAACCUCACAUACAUCCCCUCUGUCCUCGAACAAACACAGUUAUUGAAGGAACUAACAUUUAUUUUUGCUUCAGCCAUUAUUAGACAUGUUCCCCAAGUGUCAAAGCACUUUGAGACUAUUUUCCCAAAGCACUUGGAUCAUGAACAUUCAGCUUUUGCAGGACUAAAAACAACACAAUAUUCUUUGGGACUCUUUGAUACGAAUGAAAAUAAAACGGACGAAGUGAUUCGGCUCCUUAGACAUCUUACCGACCUGUAUGUCCCAUUAGAGAAUGAAGAGGUUGUUGAUGCUGUUUUCUUUGGAGGGGAUCGUCUCACUGAUGAGAGAAUACAUUGUGCACAGGUUGCACUCAAGGAUUCACUGACAUCAAAAGGACGGCUAGAGGGAUUCAUUUCAAAAUCAGAAGACUUUCACAGAUUGAUGAAUUUUCUCGAAGCCAUUUAUAAGCUUACGUACAGCACUGGCAUGGCAGGUGACCCAUGUACUGCCCACUAUUACAGGAACCUUUUGGGACAUAGAAGUGCUAAAGGACCAGUAAAGAAUGCAUACAGAGCAUACAAGAUGCUUUAUUAUACUAUUCUUGAUGCCAUCUGUGUAGUGCUCUUUAUGGACAAGCUGGGGUCAGUAGACAUGAAUGAUCUUCCACUUCCAGAUUUUUCACAAAUGACACCCAAUGACAGCAUUCAGUGGUUGAAUAACAUGUGUAGGGAGCUGGUGGAAAAAUGGUUCUUUGAAGAUGGUCAAGAUAUUUGUGAGGAAAUAAGGAGUGUUCUAGAAAAUCCUCAGCAUGAGGAAAACUACUGGACUUCGACAUUAGAAAAUGGUCGUUUUAAAUGUCAUCAUUGUGAAAAGGACUAUAAAAGAGUAAGUUCUUUAAAAGCUCACGAGUCUGGAUUUCAUGACGUCUCUUUGAGUAAGACAAAGAAAAAGAAAGAAUGCAGCAAUGAUGAAUUGCAUGAUUAUGUGUUGAUGCUUUUUAAACUUGUUAUGCUCCAUCGAAAUUUUGACAGUGCAGUAGAUAUGGGGGAUGGUGGAAGAUGUGUACGAUCUGCAAAGUAUGAGCUUCCAAUUUACCACAAAACAAAUAAAAUCAAAUAUUCCAUUUGCUCCAUUCAUACUACGGCAUUGUCCUCAGGACUUCUUAAUGCUGACCAGGAGGAACGAUUCAUAGCAAACAGAUUUGUGAAUAUCCAAGGUGGCAAGAAUAACAACAUUGCUUUGGAUGAGUACAUUGAAAUGCUUAACAGAGACAGCAAAGCCUCUUGUACUGGGCACAAAACUAAGGAAAGUAUACUGAAACAUUCGAAAGAGUAUCCUUUGCUCAUACAAUUCACAAAACAGUUCGAAGAGGCAGGUGAAUUUGGCCAAAGGAAAGGAUUUCAUCAUCUUCCUUCCUACGCAACUGAUGUUGAGAAAGUUAUAAAGGAUUUACUGGAGAAUAACAUUUUACAGAAAAAUGAAAACAGGAAGUUAAAAGUAAAAACAACUGGUUUAGACAGGAAUCCAUUUUCAAAUUGUUCUCAAGGCUUGUCAACCAUGCUGCAUCGCCAUAGACCAUGGUCACCAUAUGGAAGACUAAGAGACUGUAAAUUUUGAACUUGCCAAUUUCAUUUGACUAUGAUAUUGUGAUGCAUACCUUAUUCAUUAUUUAGUCAAUGAGCAUUUGUCUUAGUAUGUAACUAAGUGACUGUGAAAUUGUAAUGCAUAC
This is a messenger RNA of Saccostrea echinata, 2709 nucleotides long. RefSeq lists its product as uncharacterized. The record is from RefSeq and is a predicted model, not a curated record. Lineage: Eukaryota; Metazoa; Mollusca; Bivalvia; Ostreida; Ostreidae. Bases 234 to 2597 code for a protein of 787 amino acids. The transcript has 10 exons.